AUGAUUCAACAAGACCGCGCAACAGACAAGAAUAGAUCGAGUCUGCCUUGGCUCGAGCUUGCUCUACUUGCUCAGCUUCAGCUCGACAGGGAUUAUUUGGUUGUUUGGAAGUGGAAGAAGUGGAUUGGAUUAGACCAGAUGCCAGAUGGGGAUAAAGGGUUAGAGGAGGCCUGGGAGGAAAGGAAAGAUUCGCUGUAUGUUGUUGGGUCUGUGCUCAUACUCAUGCUAUAUUUUGAUUUGAAUGUCAUAUGUAUGAAUGGAUGGAUGAAUGGCCUUGAUGCACAACAGAUUUACAUUACGAGUAGAGGUGUUGAAGAUGUUGUGUAUGGAAUCGUAUUGAAUACGCUGGAUUGA
Molecule: messenger RNA, 354 nt
Organism: Sclerotinia borealis F-4128
Lineage: Eukaryota; Fungi; Ascomycota; Leotiomycetes; Helotiales; Sclerotiniaceae
Source: the annotation of a GenBank genome assembly